CCUCGUGGCCUGGUUUGGUAAGAACAUAACCAAUAUUAUAACAAAGUCACAUGUUAUUAUAAUCACACAACAAAACCUCUCUUAACUGGUAGUUGUUGUUUUUGUUCCUAUAACUCAAACUCAACAUCUUCAUUCGCAUCAUUCACAUCCAAUUCUGGAAAUUAAAAUGGACUCAUCUCACUCUCAGUGGAUCCAACCCUUGGUUGCUGUCUCCGUCGGUUUCUUCAUCGCAUUCAGAGCUCACAGAAAAAAUUCCCUCAGCACUUCUGGAGCUCUCGCCGGUUUCUUCGUUAUGUCGCUUCAUAUUUUUGUAGGAUUCAGGUUUGCGGCGAUUUUGCUUGCUUUCUUUUUCACUUCGUCGACACUUACGAAGAAGGGACAAGAUAAGAAGCGGUUAAUUGAUCCUGAAUUCAAAAUAGGUGGACAAAGAAACUGGAUACAAGUUCUGUCCAAUAGUGGCAUUGCUUCUGUUCUGGUUGUAGCUUUAUGGGUUUUAACAGAAGGGAAGGAUUAUUGCUUGAACUCUAAAGACUCGCCUCUGAUUACCGCUCUUAUUGGUGGCGUUAUUGGCCAUUAUUGCUGCUGCAAUGGAGACACCUGGUCUUCAGAGAUUGGAGUUCUCAGUGAUGACCACCCUCGGCUUAUCACAACCUUCAAGCAUGUGAGGAAGGGUACAAAUGGUGGCGUAACAAAAACAGGACUUCUAGCUGCUGCAGCUGGUGGAAGUGUCAUUGGACUAUCAUAUUUUCUUUUAGAAUUUUCGGCAGUUAGGUGUGGGUCUGAUAGAUUUCUCAAGCAACUACUGGUCAUACCUAUCGCUACCACGGCAGGACUAGGUGGGAGUAUCAUCGACUCUCUAUUUGGUGCAACGUUACAGUUUAGUGGAUUCUGCUCUAUUCGCCAGAAGGUUGUUGGGAAGCCAGGACCAACUGUUAAGAAGAUUUCAGGUCUCAGCAUUCUUGACAACAAUGCAGUGAACUUUGUGUCCAUACUGUUGACCACGAUUUUAACUUCAGUAGCGUGUUUGUACAUAUUCUAGUUUCUGUCACGAACGCAGUUCUGUGGCUGAAAAACUUGUAAAAGAAUUCAAAAAGAAGGAAACCAAAUAAAGGCGCAUUGUGAUUCAA
This is a messenger RNA of Vicia villosa (hairy vetch), 1127 nucleotides long. Its product is annotated as protein PGR-like. The record is from RefSeq and is a predicted model, not a curated record. Lineage: Eukaryota; Viridiplantae; Streptophyta; Magnoliopsida; Fabales; Fabaceae. Bases 167 to 1039 code for a protein of 290 amino acids. The transcript is spliced from 5 exons. Gene Ontology annotation, cellular component: membrane.